Messenger RNA from Schistocerca cancellata (South American locust), 870 nucleotides. Its product is annotated as arylsulfatase I-like. The record is from RefSeq and is a predicted model, not a curated record. The coding region runs from base 1 to 870 and encodes 289 amino acids. NCBI's taxonomy places the organism in Eukaryota, Metazoa, Arthropoda, Insecta, Orthoptera, Acrididae. The transcript is spliced from 4 exons.
AUGGCGAAGAUGGACGAGUCGGUGGGGCGUGUGGUGACAGCCCUCCACGAGCGCGACAUGCUCAACAACUCCAUCAUAAUGUUCAUCGCCGACAACGGGGCGGGCAGCGACGUCAACUGGGCCUCCAACAUCCCGUUCAGAGGCUGCACGGCGUGGCUGCAGAACACGUCCAGGGUGGACCACGAGCUGAUGCACAUAUCGGACUGGCUUCCCACGCUGUACGCCGCAGCAGGAGGUAAUGCGUCAGACCUGCCGGACGACCUGGACGGCGUAAACAUGUGGCCGCGGCUGGUCUCUGGAGAGCCCAGCCAGCGCACGGAGAUACUCCUCAACUACGACGAGGUGGCCGAGAACGGCGCCGUCCGCGUCGGCGACUGGAAGCUCGUCAAAGGUGUGCAGAACAACGACUACUACGCCGGGGCGAGCGGCGCUGAGGACCCACUGUUCACGCCGGCCUACAACCCGGAGGAGGUGCUGGCCAGUCCAGUGGGGCAGGCGCUCUCCAGCGUGGUCGGGGCGUCCCCGGAGGCGGAGGACGUGCUGCGGCUGCGCGCUGAGGCGACCGUGUCCUGCCCGGAGCGGCCCGCGCACGGGCUGUGCAACAUCACGAGCAGCAGCGGCUGGUGCGUCUUCAACAUCAGGCAGGACCCGUGCGAGGCGGGCGACGGCCAGCCGGCCGACAUGCCGGAGGGCCUGGUGGACACUCUGCUGGAGCGGCUGGAGACGCUGUCGCAGCCGCUGAUGCCGCAGCCGGGGGCCAACGUUACGCAGACCGACCUGGCCGACCCCAAGCGCUGGAACAACACCUGGGUGCCCUGGGUCGACUGCAUCGCCGACAACGCAGACCCCAUGUGCAACGUCGUUACGUAG